Messenger RNA from Cyclocybe aegerita, 2307 nucleotides. The record is from the annotation of a GenBank genome assembly. NCBI's taxonomy places the organism in Eukaryota, Fungi, Basidiomycota, Agaricomycetes, Agaricales, Hemipholiotaceae.
AUGGUGAAUGGCCUGCCUGAAGCAUCCUUCAAGGAUAUCCCAGAGAUAUUCGAAGUAGAACUUGGAGAAUCUCUUACCGCUCGAACGGAAGCGUUAUCAUCAUUUCGGGAAUUAGGACCGCCAGAUCUCUGCCAUGUUGUGAAGAGUACAGGGCGUUCUGGCGCGCGUGACUUUGGCUCAUACCACUAUAUUUCUGGAGUCGACGCCUCGUCAUCUGCAUCCCUGGCUGCCUACAUCAACUCCCUGACAUAUUCGAUUGAAGAUAACUCUGCCUGGUUUUCCAAGACUCCGCAGUGGAAGGUCAAAAAUGGAUGCUAUUGUUGCUUCAACGCCUUUUCUCGCGUCGACAUUCGCGUCGACGUCAAAAUUCCAGGUGGUGUGAACGCUUAUGUGAUUGACCUGCGAGGCGAAAGACACGAAGCAACCCCUGAGCUAUGGCAAGAAACAUAUGUCUCCGCACUGCUGCGCGCCAUUCUGUAUUCGGACGACCCCACCUACUUCCUUGACGCAUACCGCAAACUUGACCCCAUCACGUCCCGAGAAGGCGAACUUCGGUUUUUGCAGGCAGCGGAGGCACUAUUUACGAAAGGUUGGCAGGUUGGCUCUGAUCCCGAGAUUCAGGUGGCCACUAUCGUAUCGAACCAUCUAACCGCCGGCAUUAUGAAGUACUUUGGGGACAGUGGGAGGUACCAGCCUGUGGCAAACCUGUUCGAGAAACUGGCAGCACGAGAGCCGGAGGUCAACUCCCUCCUUGCGAAGAGCUACAUCGGAAUGAAUGAAGAAGUCAAGGCUGUCCAAAUCAUGGCGGCUGCUAUGCGACAGACACCGCAAGCCUACACCCUCCUUCACGUUCAAUGCGACUUUCUCCGCUCGAAAGGCAAGCAAGAAUGGGCCGUCAAACUGGCUCGUCAGGCCGUCAACUGUGCCCCCAGCGAGUUCGUGACAUGGGAGAAACUUGCCGACUUGUACAUCGACCUUGGGCAGUUUGAUUCCGCGCUUUUGACCCUCAAUUCCUGUCCAAUGUUUACCUUCAACGGCCGAGAUGCCCACCGUGUUCUACCCGCCAUCAAAGUCCACCUCCCCUUCCACCGGCCUAUCGGAGAGAUUCUACCUGAACGACACAAGACAGAGGACGAUGAGGCCGAGCCUGCACUGCAACGUUUGCCCGCACCCGGGCUCCGAGGCACCUGGGCCCGAGCGUAUGCCCUGCUCACCCGUCUGGUCUCUCAGAUCGGCUGGGACGAGCUGUUGAAGAUUCGGAGCCAGGUGUUCGUCAUGGAGGAAGAGUACCGUAUGCAGAAGGCUCACAGCGAGAUGCAGCAGGCCCUCGGCUCGGGCAACCUUACCCCUCCGGAGACUGGUCUCGAAUCUGACCUCGCUAGUGCUGUCAUCCACGAAGACGGCUCUGUGCGACCAUCAAUGGACGACAAUGCCUCGACGAAGGGCGUGUUGGCGCCUACACCCAAGAUGGGCCCAUCGGACAGCGCCGAUCUGAAUGGCACUUCCGCGAUUCCUACCAUUCGUAUCUCCACAGAAAGCCUGCGAGAGACAGUAGAAUCUGAGGCUACCACAAAGGUUGAGAGCGAUGCUGAAGAGGAGGCUAUGCAGAAGAAGGACAAAGGCAAAGGUCGGGCUGUGGAUGUUGAGGAAUUCGAGGAGACCACAAACGGCGAUGCACACACGAACGGUGUCGAUGGUCAUGGAUUGGAAAAGCCCGUUCAGGCCGCUGGCGAGGGAGAACAGAACAUCAACGAAGCAUCACCACCUGCUCAAGAACCAUUCUCGUUCAGCAACAAGAGGCUAUGUGAGAGGUGGCUUGAUAACCUGUUCAUGGUGCUCUACGAGGACCUCCGUGUCUGGACCAUCUUCCGUGCUGAGGUUGCCCACUUCAAGACCCAACACGUAGCCUAUCGCAAGACUGGCCUUGAGUGGGAGAUCCUGGGCGACCUUGGCCUGCGCUUGCACCACAAAGAGGAGGCAAAAGAGGCGUAUCAGCGCUGCCUGGACAGCCCACGCUACUCGGUCAAGCCCUGGUCCAAGCUAAUGGAGAUGUACGCCGACGAGGGCGACAUCCAGCGCUGCGUUCAGACUGCUAUCCGUGUCGCAGCGUAUCAAUAUGCGGACUACACCGAGAUGUCGUAUCCCACUCAAAUCGCCCGCGCGUUCUUCAAGUUGGGUCAAAUUCACGGACAUGCCAAAAUAUCCUUCACCUUGCUAAGCAUGGGCCUACCCGAACCUAUCCUCAAAAUUAUGGAUAGCUAUCUGAAUUACGGUAAAACCUUUGGUGUUGAAGGAUACGACUUCUGA